Molecule: messenger RNA, 2739 nt
Organism: Colius striatus (speckled mousebird)
Lineage: Eukaryota; Metazoa; Chordata; Aves; Coliiformes; Coliidae
Gene: GAREM2
Product: GRB2 associated regulator of MAPK1 subtype 2
Exons: 6
Coding region: 5-2485 (826 amino acids)
Source: RefSeq, a predicted model, not a curated record
UGCGAUGGAGAAGCUGGCGGCGGGGCUGGCCCGGCUCCGGUGGAGCCCCGCGGCGAUGCCCCUCGACGCCAUCGUCAGCCAGUGCCGGCUGCCCACCCUCGUCUGCCUGGGGCAGGGCGAGCGCGUGGAGGGGGUGAGCGCCCAGGACGUGCUGCUGGUCCACUCCUGCCGGCAGUGGACGACGGUGACGGCUCACAGCCUGGAGGAGGGACACUACGUCAUCGGCCCCAAAAUCGAUAUCCCUCUCCAGUACCCAGGGAAGUUCAAGCUUCUGGACCAGGACCGGGACAUCCGUGAGCCCGUGCAGUACUUCAACAGUGUGGAGGAGGUGGCCAGCAUCUUCCCAGACCGUGUCUUUGUCAUGGAGGCCAUCACCUUCAGUGUGAAGGUGGUGUCGGGGGAGUUCAGUGAGGACAGCGAGGUGUACAACUUCACACUGCACGCGGGGGACGAGCUGACGCUGAUGGGCCAAGCCGAGAUCCUCUGCGCCAAAACGGUGAAGGAGAAGUCGCGCUUCAACAGCAUCCUGCGGAAGCUGGGCAAGGCGGCGCCGGCGGCGGGGGCCAGGCAGGUGAAGGGCAAGAUGCCCUGCCUGAUCUGCAUGAACCACCGCACCAACGAGAGCCUCAGCCUGCCCUUCCAGUGCAAGGGCCGCUUCAGCACCCGCAGCCCGCUGGAGCUGCGGCUGCAGGAGGGCGAGCACACCAUCCGCAGCAUCAUCGAGAAGGUGCGGCUCCCUGUCAACGUGGCCGUGCCCACCCGCCCGGCCCGCAACCCCUACGACCUGCACGCCAUCCGCGAGGGACACUGCUACAAGCUGGUCGGCAUCAUCUCCAAGACGGUGGUGCUCUGCUGCAUCCUGCGCCGGGACGAGCUGGUGCCUUUCCACUUCCUCCUACUGACCGACAUGCCCCGCUUCCAGCUGCCCGAGGGGCUCCUGGCCGGCGACCCGCAGCUGGAGAAGCUGCUGCGCGACAGCGCUGCCUAUUGCCACGACCGCUUCAACCCCGACGAGUACUCGCGGGCGGUGCGGGAGGCCAAACCGGAUUUUUCGGAGGACUGCGGCAGCCCGCGGCGCCUGCGGCUCUGCCUGCCCGCCUGCGCCCGGGACGAGCUCAGCCAACCCCUCCAGCGCCUCUCCCUCUGCGCCUGCAGCGCCGCGGCGCCCCGGGAGCCCCCCGCCCGCUGCCAGCCCCCUCGGGGCGUCGCUCGCGGCUCCCCGCGCCCGCCGCUACCCGACUUCCCGGACCCCGACCGCGAGUACAUGACGCCCGACUGGGCCGAGCCCGAGUUCAGGACUCAGGAGCCGCUGGAGAUCCCCUACGAGGAGCUCUGGAGCAACCCCAGCCCGGAGGGCUGCUGCGAGCCGGGCAGCGUCCGCCACGACCUCGUCUCCUUCGGGACCGUCACCCCGCGGGGCUCCCCGCACCGCCGCGGCGCGCCCGGGGACGAGCCCCGCGGGGACACCCCGCCCCCCGUGCCACCCAAAUCCGAGGCGGUAAAGGAGGAGUGUCGGCUGCUGAACGCACCCCCGGUGCCGCCCCGGGGCAGCCGCCUCCCCGCACCCUGCAGCCCCCCGGCGCCCCACAGCCCCCCGGCGGGCCUGCGCUGCCCGAAGCUGCCGCCAGCUCCCUCGCCCAGCCCCAGCCUCUCCUACUACUCCUCGGGGCUCCACGACGGGUCGGCCCCGCGGAGCGGCAGCGGCUCGCCCUCGCCCGACGCCUACUCCCUGUACUGCUACCCCUGCACUUGGGGCGACUGCAAAGCCGGGGACCCCCCUGGGCGCCCGCUGCCCGCCGCCACGCAGCCCCCCGCCUCCGCCUCCUGGUCGGACCCCUGGGCUUACGCCGAGGCGGGCAGCGGCUGCCCAGGGUCCGAGCCUCCCCUCAAACCCUUCCGCAGCUGUCCCCGCCUCAAACCCCCUCACCCCCAAAAGCGCUUCGCCCCUUUCGGAGCGCUCAACCCCUUCGCCGGUCCGUCCUCCGAGUGGCUGGAGAACCCCGAGUGGCCGAAGCCUUCGGCCCCAUCCGCCCCUCCCUCCUCCUCCUCCUCGCCGGAGCCCUUCGCCCCCGCCGAGGAGCCGGCAGCACCUCCCCGCCCCCCCAAGAGCUUCGAGGGGGACGGGAUCGUGCUGCGCGGGGCCGAGGGCGGCGUCACCCGCCUGUACGUGGCGCAGGGGCUCAUCGAGGUGCCGGCGACGCGGGGCGAGGCGGGAGCCCCGCCGCCCGCCCCCCGGCCCUGCGGGGACGGCUCUCCUUGGUUACCGCCCGCCGACCUCUCGGCCCUCUCGCUGGAGGAGGUCUCCAAGUGCCUGCGCUUCAUCGGCCUCUCCGAGGACGUCGUCAGCUUCUUCGCCCGCGAGCGCAUCGACGGCAGCAUCUUCGUGCAGCUCAGCGAGGAGAUCCUGGCCGACGACUUCCGCCUCACCAAGCUCCAGGUGAAGAAGAUCAUGCAGUUCAUCAAGGGCUGGCGCCCCAAAAUCUAAAUGCCAACCAGGGACCCCCCUGGGACUGGGAGGUGGAGGGGGAAGACACGACACGGACUCCCACGGCACUGCCUCCCCUUGCCGCGGCUGUGCCCACAGCCUGAGGGUCUUCUUCCUCCUCCUCCGCAGCUCGGCCCUAUUGCUCAGCCCUCCCCCCUUUAACACUGGACAGUAAUUUUGGCCCAAAAAGGCUGGAAAAUACUGGAGUUUGUGCUGACUGGUUUAACUUAAUCCUUGUGGAUUAGCGUAAUAAA